AUGGGUGGCUCGAGCUCGAACGGACCCGAAGCCAAGAUACCGGACCUUUCCACUAGCGUAUCAUCAGUAACGUCAAGAAUCAGCGACAUGCUCGAUGUGAAUGCACAUGGUGAAGAGCCAAAGCGUGAGCAUACUAACCCACUUGGCUAUGUGUGCAUUGAAUGCGGCGCCCCUGUGAAGUCGAUAUAUAGAGAGUAUAGUCGAGGCAAUAUUAGAUUAACCCGAUGUGCCGCGUGCGGGAGAAUUGCGGACAAGUACUGCGAGCUAGAGGCGCAGUUGAUCAUCACUGACAUGUUGUUACAUAAGCCUAUGGCUUCUGCGGGUAGCUUUGGCUCUACCACAUCCAUGUUAAGACCCGAGUUCCCUGGGUCCCGUAAAGCCACUCAGCUGAUCUGUGAGAUAUAUAUGUCUGUUAGAGACAAGUGUGCACAGGCCUAUAGUACACCGGUCUUCGUAGUGUCACGGGUGAGUGAAGUGUACCUGAGGAUGUCAGUGGAUUACGGCAAGGAAGCCGACAAGUGGAUGUGGAAGCUCAUGCUGCUGAUCUUGUUAUGCGAUGCCUAUUUGCGUUGUAACGUGGUGUUCGGGCAGGAAGUACAGAGCGACAUACACCCAGCCGUACUAGCGUUGCUUUUCUUUCUGGCGCUGGGUGUGUCCACAGUCGCCUUCGCCACGUACAGCUUCGCUCUGAUUCUGUUGAAUGUUGGUCGCUGCUCCAACUGGAUGAUCGUUUCCGCAUUGGCCCUGUCGAGCUUUCCUAAGCUAUUGAUCACAUUGCAGUGGGUUUGGAUAUACAAGUACAGCAUUUGCAUCACAUCUAUUGAGACAUACACCGCACCCUGUACGUAUCCCUGCACCAACGAUCUAAAGCUACCACCCAGCGUUACAACGCACGCGCACAUGCCGUAG
Sphaeroforma arctica JP610 is the source of this 909-nucleotide messenger RNA. RefSeq lists its product as hypothetical. The transcript has 5 exons. Gene Ontology annotation, biological process: intracellular sterol transport; sphingolipid metabolic process; sterol metabolic process. Lineage: Eukaryota; Ichthyosporea; Ichthyophonida. Gene Ontology annotation, cellular component: Golgi apparatus; cortical endoplasmic reticulum. The record is from RefSeq and is a predicted model, not a curated record. The coding region runs from base 1 to 909 and encodes 302 amino acids.